CUUGUUCAACGAUACAGUUGUCAUUUCUUGAGAAGACUUCAAGAUGAUGCGAUGUUAUUUAUCUUUGCUGUGGAUGUUUUCUGUUUUUCUUUUGGUAGAAGGAUUGAUAAUCGAAGACUUUCGACUGUCGUGGAAACGUGUACCUAGCGAAGGACUGCUGGAAGCGAAAGUAAACGGCACUUGGGGUGCCGUCCGCUACAUAUCCCGGUACAAUUGGCGAGAUCCGCUAGAUGACCUCGUUUGUAGGACAUUCGGAUAUGUGAAUGAAUCCGUGAUGCAGCCCCAAUUUAAUGGAACACCGGAUGCCGCCUUUACGAUUCAACACUGCCCCGUCGAAGUGGCGUCAAUGCAAAUGCUCAACACAUCAUGUGAACUCCAGGCAGGAAAUCCGCAGUCCGACUAUGACAACAUCUUUAAAAGCAUAAACUGUCGAGCUUUACAACUGGUAGACGGCCCUUCCCCACUGGAGGGUCGGCUGGAGGCGGGACUGUUCGGGCAACUGCAGGCCGUCUACGGGCGUACUUUUGAUGAAAAGGCGGCAAAUGUCACGUGUACAUCACUUGGAUAUCCCGGAGUUCGCUCCUAUAACACCAGCACGCAUUAUGGCGCGGGAAAACUACCACUGUAUACACGCAACAUACAGUGCACGGGUACCGAGCUUUCACUUGAGCAAUGUACUCACUCUGGGGACUACACCGCGCCAAGCACAUCGGCUGAGGUCGUCAGUGUUGCUUGUGAUGGCGGACCACUUAAGUUGGAGCAGAGUAAGGGCAAUCGUUCAUACGAGGGGAUACUAGUCGGUUACCAUGACAACAUUUGGUAUGACGUCGUCGGUCAAGUUUCGGAAACAACGGCGAAGACAAUGUGUUCUAUUCUUGGAUUUGGCCAUGUCGGUUUCGCCACUCGUGCGCAUCCUGGCAAGAAUCUGCAUUACUACAAACAAAACAUUGUAUGUCAAGGUCACGAGAAAUACAUAGAGGAGUGUCAGGGCGAGCUGAAAUACUGCGUCGAACAGAGAUAUUACCACUGUACAAUCAUGUCAAACAGCUUAACUCACGUAGCUCUCUUUUGCUCUGACUACACACUGGAAAAUAUCAGCCUAUCAGCGACCGGCGUUAUACAAGUGGGCGUGAAUGGCCAGAUAUGGGCUGUCUGUGACGCCUACUUUACUCCAGAAACAGCCAAUAGCGUCUGUACUGUGCUUGGUUUUCAUGGAACAGAAAGCUUCGACGUUAAGACAACAGGCGAUAAUUCAGUUAUCGAAAUACUGGGGUCGAUAAUUUGUAAGCCGAAUGCAACAAGCGUUAUCGACUGUCACAUCAAGCACCAGUUCAGUUAUCGUCCCUACGAUUCAUCGGCGGAGUGUAGAAACUAUGUCCUGCUGACAUGCAACUGAUAUCUUUUGUAGAUAUUAACCAUGUCCGAAUGACUUGAACAUGCAGUUACAUAGUGUCUGAAUUAACUAAAAGCGAAUGUUUUUUAAUAUCAUUAAGUUUUUUCUUGCUUAAAUAAAGAUAUUGACAUAUUUAUGUGGGAAACUACAGAAACUAGUCCCCUAGUCGGAAGCUUAAACAUAAACCACGUUCAAUUACAAAGGGCCAAAGCCAGAAAAACAGAACAACAACACACAUACACAUCCACAAACCAGCUACACGGAUAAACAACACAAAACUCCACAAACAACGCACAAAAUAUAGAAAUAAUUGAACUAGGGGUAUUUAUCAAGGAUUGUUGGGUACCGCAUUGGAACGGUCAACAAAAUAAAGGUACCUGAACUCUUCAUUUUAGACGUAUUUGCUCAAACAAAGAUAUUGAAAUAUUUAUAUGAAAAACUACAUAAACUAGUCCCCAAGUCGAAAGCUUAAACAUACACCACGCUCAAUGACACAGGGCCAAAGCCAGAAACACAGAUCUACUGUUUAAAACAAACUAGGGGUGUUUAUCAAGGAUUGUUUGGUAUCGCCUUGGAACGGUCAGCAAUAUAAAGGGACUUGAACUCUUCAAUACGUAUUUUGUGUGCCUUUUAACAGGCUCCAUGCUAAAUAUAAGGCUUCUGGUCUUGUUAUUGUAGUUUCCAUUGCGUUGGUUAAGAUAUGAGGUGAGACCUUAAAAGGACAUUAUUUAAACGAAAGUCUGUUACACUUGGUGCUUCCUAAAUGCAAUGUUCAAGCCAUUAAUGAAAGCUAUCAUCUAGACAAUGAAUAAACCCGAAGAUCAUAGAUGGUGACAAAAAUUUACUACUUAUGUAUAUCGACGAUGUCGAAGGCUACAUAAAAUUGAUAAUUAAAAUAAUAAGCAUUUUAUCUUUAUUACAUUCUCUCAAGAUAAAUAUGUUUAAAACAUUCACUUAUUUCGCUGUUUAACGUGCAUUUAUCGUGUUAUUUUUCAUAAACCGGUAUACUUUA
Molecule: messenger RNA, 2405 nt
Organism: Mya arenaria
Lineage: Eukaryota; Metazoa; Mollusca; Bivalvia; Myida; Myidae
Product: neurotrypsin-like
Exons: 9
Coding region: 44-1396 (450 amino acids)
Cellular component (GO): membrane
Source: RefSeq, a predicted model, not a curated record